Messenger RNA from Pecten maximus, 2277 nucleotides. RefSeq lists its product as uncharacterized. NCBI's taxonomy places the organism in Eukaryota, Metazoa, Mollusca, Bivalvia, Pectinida, Pectinidae. The record is from RefSeq and is a predicted model, not a curated record. The coding region runs from base 1 to 2277 and encodes 758 amino acids. The transcript has a single exon.
AUGAACAUCACUCCACCAGUAACAAGCCACAAACCCCGAAAGAGAAGACUACGCCCCAAACAUAAGGGAACCAUGCAAAUGGUCAACACAGUUGUCAAUCUCUCGGACCACACUCUGAGUGCCCAAGAAAAUUCAGUUCUCUCUAAAGGGUUGAAUUUCUGCCCCAUCCCACGGAAUCCCAACAAUGCCGAGUUGGUGCAGGAUAUGGAGAGCUUCUACAGAAGACUCCUUCUUCGCGUUCAUUUCGCCAAAGACGAAGACUCGGAUGACCCUGACACAGAGGUUUCCCCUGUUAAUCCAUUUAAGAAAAAAAGCACAUGGAACCCUCCACCCAGUAAAGUCCCAGCACUCGAGGCAUUCAUAGAUGCUGUAAAACAGGAGAUAUCCGAUCACACCACCAUGACUCACACCCAAAGAGACAACCUAGGGAUGGGUGAGCGCAAGGCACUUCAGGCUCUGAAACGCAACACUGACAUUGUCAUCAAACCAGCCGAUAAAGGCUCUGCAGUAGUUGUCAUGAACAGAGAGGACUACAUCCAGGAGGCCAAUUGCCAAUUGUCGAAUGAGACGUUCUACCGUAAAGUGGAUAAGGAUCUAACGGUGGAGCAUGCUAAUAAGGUCAAUGCCGCCAUCAGCAGGAUACAACUUAAAGGAGAUAUUGACAAGGAUACAGCUGAAUUCUUGCGCUGCGAUUCCCCACGAGCAGGGAAUUUCUAUCUCCUUCCAAAAUUCCACAAGGCUGGUAACCCCGGUCGACCCAUCAUCAAUUCGAUUGGCCACCCCACAGAAAAAAUCUCAAAGUUCAUCGACUUCCACUUGAGAUCCCAUGUCGAGAGCUUGCCAUCUUACUUGAAAGACACCACGGACUACCUUAAAAAGACGCCAUGUAGUAAUCUACCUGAUGACACACUCCUGGUCACCAUGGAUGUGGUUUCCCUCUACACCAACAUCCCACAUGAGGACGGAAUCAUAGCCUGCCGUUCUGCUUGGGACACUCGGAGGAAUAAGCACCCUUCAACAGAUAGUUUAGUGGAACUUCUUAAGUUAGUGCUCACGCUGAACAACUUUACAUUCAACGGAGAGCACUAUCUUCAAGUUAGUGGUACGGCAAUGGGCACCAAAAUGGCACCAUCUUACGCGAAUGUGUUUAUGGGCCAUCUCGAGACAAGGCUUCUAAUAGCGGCCCCAUCGAAACCACUCAGCUGGUUUAGAUUCAUUGACGACAUCGAGAUCAAGUGGACAUCCGGUAGAGAGUCCCUCGAGGAAUUCGUUCGUUUCGCGAAUGAGUUCCAUCGGACCAUUAAGUUUACUGCCGACAUCUCCGAAGAGAAAAAUACUUUUUUGGACACCUGUUCCACACUCGUCAACGGAGAAAUACACACGGAUUUAUACAGUAAACCCACGGACACUCACCAGUACCUUCGCCCGUCCAGUUGUCACCCACCCCACACUACAAGGAGCAUUCCAUACUCCCAGAUUUUGAGAAUCAGGCGUAUCGUCUCCGACGACGAUGACUUCAGACGUCGUUGUGUAGAGCUUAGAUCUCAUCUUCUCAAUAGAGGAUAUGGCGCAGCCCUAAUAGAUCGUGAAAUUGAUAGGGUGAAAGAAUUGGACAGGGCGAGUACACUGGAAUACAAAGACAGGCCGAAAACUGGAAGAGUACCUUGUGUGGUAACCUUUCAUCCGGGCAUGCCCGCAUUGUCAACAAUCUUCCAGAAACACUGGCACAUCGUGUUGUCGUCCAGCAAACUCCAGGGUAUUUUCCCGGAACCCCCCAUACUAGCUUACCGCAGACCAAAAAACAUCAAAGAUUUGGUAGUCAGUGGUAAUCUACCUUCACCAUCUAAUGCUUCAGCCAAUGGCUGUUUCGAGACGUGUAGCAGUAAGAGAUGUAAACUCUGUCCGUACACUCACAACACCAAUUCAUUCAAUUGUGAGACUAAUGGACAGAAAUACCGCAUCAUUCAGUCAGUCUCCUGCACAUCGGCCAAUGUAAUAUACCUUAUUACGUGUGCCAAGUGUAGCAUGCAGUAUGUAGGGGAGACCAAAACACCACUGAAUCUGAGGAUAAAUAACCACCGUUGUUCUAUCAAACAGAAACGCCAGGACUUGCCAGUAGCGAGACAUUUCAACAUGCCGAGCCACACAUGGCACGACAUGCAGGUUGUCCCCAUUGACCACUGCAGGGGUUGGAAUGACCAGCAACGCCUGAAUAGGGAACGACAUUGGAUCAACCAACUACAAACCGGCUACCCACUCGGCAUGAAUGAGAGAUAA